This is a messenger RNA of Puccinia graminis f. sp. tritici CRL 75-36-700-3, 1863 nucleotides long. RefSeq lists its product as uncharacterized. The transcript is spliced from 4 exons. Bases 1 to 1863 code for a protein of 620 amino acids. Lineage: Eukaryota; Fungi; Basidiomycota; Pucciniomycetes; Pucciniales; Pucciniaceae. The record is from RefSeq and is a predicted model, not a curated record.
AUGAAGAUUUACCACAAACAUCCAUCAACUGAAAGUCAACUUGCGGCCGCUGGAGGAGGUUCGUUGACACCCGGGAAUCUUCGAGUAAUCGCAAUUGAUUACCUGGUCUUCAACCGCACUGCCACCAACCAGAUCACUCAUGCCAUACCAUCGGCUUUGAAGGGCAGUCCCGCGGCGUCAUCAAAAGAGUGGGAGAAGAUUACUCCGACAUUUGAUACUGUUUGGAAGGCGGCCUUGAAGGUGUGGUCCUGGCCAAAUGUUCAGCAGUGCAUCAUUACGUUGCUGCGUGAUCGUCGGCCCCUCGUGGCCGAUCACCUAGUCAAUUUCCAAGAAAAAGGACUGCUCAAAUGGCAGUGCAUCCUUGCAAACCACUUGACUUACGGUGCCAACAAGAACCAUUUUGUUCAUUCCGACAAGGAUUUUACCCCCUUCGUUGCUGCGGUCAUCAAGAAGCCGGCUGCAAAGGUGACUAUCAAACUGGUCAUGGAUGACCCGGCGAGGUCGGCUAAGAAGAGGCAGGCGGAACAAUCUCAGGAUAACAGCCUGGCUAUGUCCUAUGCGCUGAACGAUGAACGCGUGGCCUUACAACGCUUGCAAACCCGGGUGGUUCUUAACCUUAAAUGUGACCAAGACUCAGCGGCUCGGACUCGCUUCGUGGUGGAGAUUACCAAUCACAUCACCUCCACGUACGGAUGCGACAGCGAGUCACUUCACAUUAAGGACCCCGACGAUCCGGCGUGCUUGAUGCGAGUCACACGUGAUGGCCUAUUCGUCUGGAGCCGCGCUUUGGUUCACGGGGCGCAAGGCGUAACCAUCGAGGUCCCCCCGGCUACCAAGGAGUUUGUGUCCGAGCCAAUUCAGAUAUACACCCUCGCUGAACAGAGGCCCCUCGACGGCCGCCAGGGUGGGAAAUCCCUUUCAGCCAAGCCUGGCGCAUGGUUAGCAUUGGGGACGACUAAAUUCACUGCUCCCCGCGUCACAGCCUCCGGGCGCAUCCGCCCUCCUUGUAUCAUCCCCGCGGGCCAAACUGAUGUCGCUACCGCCACCAAGUCACCUCCCUCAAACGCUUCGGAGGACGCUCGCAACGCACGCGGCCUCUCGACUGACCGCUUGGGUACCCCUCCUGGGAUGUUCAUCGAUUUGGACGAGGUUUCGGACCACGAGCCGGGGUCAAUCCCCGCAACUCCUAGCGUGAAUAUGAACGGUGUGCCUGGCAGCCAAUCCAGCACGGACAUUGAGGUGUGGUUGGCCGAUCGGUUGCCUGCGCGCAAGAUGGCCCGCAGCCCCGGUGGCGGUGGGAUCACUGUUAGCCGUCUGGACUUCAAUACCAGUGGUGCAGGCCGGGCUGUGGCGGACACUUCGCCGACAAGGAAGAUACCUGGGUCCAAUGGGUCGGCGAGUGUGGCCUCAGCUGAAUUGAGUGGAAUUUUAUCUUUGGGGUUGGCCGUCCUGAUUCCCCCAACGAGAUCCCUCCCGCCUCUUAACGACUUGGGCCGCGCACUUGGAAUGGAAACGUUCCUGGACUUGUGUAACUUCAAGAGGGACGACAUGGUACCUCGGGUGUUGAUCAAAAUGGCACAUAUCAGGCAUUGGGAGUUUUUCUACAGGAACACCAAUGUCAUCCAACUGCAGCACAUGGGUUUCCCAUACCCGAUAGCCUCACAGCUCAUGAAUGGCGCCGAGUAUGUAGGUGCGACCCAUACCGAGAUCCCCACGGGCCCAGGCGACGACAAUCCGGCGAGCUACACCAAAUCCCAGGCAUCAGGGGAUGACCAACAUCCAGUCAAUCCCGAUCCCGUCGAUCACACGCCCAACGGAAAGGCCCCAGAAGAGGCUGGAAGACCGGAUUCUCCAGUGUACUAG